GUAGAAUUUUUUGGAGUAGAAAUACAAUACACACUCUUCUUAUCAAUCUACAACUUUAAGAACAGGAUUCUUAUCUCCUUUUCCCCUGAAAUAGAAAAUUUAAUUCUCAAAAACAAAUUGGUAUACAAACAAGCAGAGUUUUGAAUAAAAAUGCAUUUCUUCUCGCCUUCAGUAGGUUAAUCUCAAGGAAUGUGUCUCAAGAAGGUAACAAUAUCAUUUUACAUAUAUGCUAUUGCAUCAGACAUACAGCGUCUAUAUAAUGGAUUCUGGAGCAGUCAGUCAGGAACUCAGGAAGCCAUAAAGGACAAAAUGCGAAAAAAGAAUGAGAGAGAGAAAGAAAUGUUUUGCAAAAGAAGGAAGAAAUAAGAAAAGGAAAGCAGGGAUAAAGUAUAAGAAUAAGAAAAAGGGUCGAGAGGAACGAUGAGAAUAAAAAGGGAGGCAAAGUACAUACAAGCAAGUCUGUGGUAGCAUUACAGAGACGGAGUUUGAGUUUCGGUUUCGUUUGACUUGCGCCUACUCUCGAGCUCGAUGUGAGUUGUUUCUCUGUCCUUUCCUCAGUUGCGCGCGAACCGCGGUGCCGCGUGCAUUUCAUUGUUGGUGCAUUGCUGUGAGAUCGCAUAUUAUUAUUAUUGCCUUGCGCUUAUUUAUCACACAACACAUUUUUCCAUCACAUACAAUUUAUGAUUUAUUCCUACUGACACCUUCUCUCUUAUUGAUUCUCUAGAAAAAAAAAAUUUCCUCUUGCUCCAAAAAAUAGAAAUUAAAAAAAACACGAUUUUCUAGAUAUACAGAAAAUUUCGAAUAUUAAAAAGUAAUUAAAAGAAAAAUUUUCGAGACUGAAUUUUAAACUGCAUUUGACAAAAAAGAAUUUGAAUCAGAUUUGACUUUUGAAAAAGAAGCGGGAAAUUUGAAUAAAAGGGGCGAAAAAUUGAGAAGGAGGAAUUGUUUGGGUGAGUUAUUUGGAGCAUUAUUAUUUUUUGAUAUAAAAAGAAAGCAGUACGAAUGUGGAAUCGAGGGUUAUCGUUGAGAAACGUGCGCUAUCAGUGGGGCCGGAGCUGAUAUCAUAAUCAUUGAUGCGGUGGUCCGCGGUGCAUUUAGUGAUACAUGCUGUUGUGAACAAGAGUUUAGGAAAGGCUGCGACGAAGAUUGCGGGCGGCGAAGAUAAAGAGAGAAAGAGAAGAAGGAGGACUAGAAGUAGAAGAAGGAGGAGAAGGAGGAAGCUCGCGUAGCAUCAAAGUGCGGUGGCACCGGUUACUAUUUUUGAGAGCGCGAAAUAUUUUGGUUCCAAGCUAUUCACAAGUGAGCCUACAUCAACUAUACAUGACGCACGGAAUCUCCGGAAGAACUUGAGUGACAGAUUAUUAUAAUUGAGUAAAAAUUGAAGAAAAAACGAGAUCUGGGAGAAUCUAAAAAGGAAGGCCCCGGACAUAAACAUGGUAAUGGCUGUCAACGAUUCGCAAAUGUUGUCGAAUGGCACAGCAGACGCCAUGACGAUCAUCCCUCCAAAUGGAAAGUUGCCGAACAGUAACGGCGUGAUUUGCAUCAAUCACAAUGGAAAUGGAAAAACUUCGAAUGGCAAAUCGCACGAACUUGGCGUUGUGGAAAAUGGAAAAUCCGUUAUUCCGAUGGACGAAAAGCCAGCGAGUUUCCCCGCUGAUUUUAUCGACGAUGAAGUGUCCUGUGGUUGGGGCGUUUUUCGGCCUCGAUGGCUGCAGGCCUUCGCCACUAAACAGGCAUUUUUGGCCAUUUUCUGUCUUACUUGGGUCCUGCAAGGAAUGUACUACACGUACUUUGUCUCUGUGAUUACGACAAUUGAAAAGAUCUUCCAAAUCCAAUCGAAAACAACGGGAAUAAUUAUGUCGGCGACCGAAAUCGGACAAAUUGGCUCGUCCUUGAUUUUGACCUAUUACGGAGGUCAGGGUCAUCGGCCCAAAUGGAUAGCAUGGGGCAUGAUCCUCUUUGCUGCGAGUGCUUUUACCUGUUCGAUGCCACACUUUAUUUUCGGCGAACAAGUUAUGCACGUCCAACUUUCCACGGAUUCUUCAACGCCUGUCAAUCUAUGCCAAUUUGUCGACAGACCGGAUAACAAAACGUUACAAUCAUAUACAGACACUGCCGAGUAUUGUGAGGGUGAUUUUCUCAAAGAGCAACGAAUCCAGAAUAAAAUUACGACUGUGGUUUUGGCGAUAUUUUUCGUGUCCUUGUUAGGUGUUGGAAUGGGUCAAACUGCUGUCAAUACUCUUGGUAUACCCUACAUUGACGACAACGUUGCCAGUCGAGAAAGUCCUAUAUAUUUUGCCAUUACGAUCGGCGUCAGGAUUCUGGGUCCCACUUUUGGAUUCAUUUUGGGUUCAAUGUGCACCAGACUUUAUACGGAUUUGUCCGUUGAUCCUCCGAUGACUCCUACCGAUCCCAGAUGGGUGGGAGCGUGGUGGUUAGGUCUGUUACUCAUAUCUUCAAUGCUGAUGCUUGUUAGUAUUGCAAUGUUUGCCUUUCCCACAAGAUUACCCACAAGCAAACCACAACCGAAAAAAACAGACUCCACAAAACCAAGUCUUAAAGACUUUCCCAAAGCGAUGAAGAAGUUGCUGAAAAAUGACAUCUUAAUGUUCAAGACAGCCAGUAGUGUGUUUCAUAUUCUGCCAAUUGCCGGCCUUUACACUUUUCUGCCCAAGUAUCUUGAGAGCCAGUUUCGUUUACCGGCUCAUCAUGCGAAUAUGGUCUCAGGUAUCGGAGGAAUUCUAGUGAUGGGUUUGGGAAUCACAGUCAGUGGAAUCUUUAUUUUGAGAUGCAAGCCAAGUGCCAGAUUUGUCGCCGGCUGGAUCGCCUUUACAGCCAUCAUCUAUGCUGCUGGAAUGGGCACUCUCAUGUUCGUUGGUUGUACGAUGGACGAUUUUGCAGGUCUGGUGCAGCAAUCAGAUGGAUUAUCCAAAUUCGUACCGACCUGUGAUCCAACUUGUGACUGUGAUCGAAAUAAAUUCAAUCCCCUCUGCGGGGCUGAUGGCCAAACCUACUUUUCUCCUUGUCAUGCAGGUUGCUCAAACUACACCAUCGUCGAUGGAAAAGUCGCUUCGUUUUCAGAUUGUCAAUGUAUUGGUUCAAAUAUAACUGGAUUUGAAACCUUGAACACUGCGACGAGUGGAUAUUGCGAUCUCGAGUGCAACAAUUUCUGGAUCUACAUGAUUUUGUUUUCGCUGUCAGUUUUUAUUCACUCGACCAGUGAAGUUGGAUCCAUGCUUCUCAUUCUUAGAUGUGUCGAUCCCAAGGACAAAGCAAUGGCACUUGGUCUCAUACAAUUUGCUAUUGGAUUAUUCGGCAAUAUUCCGUGUCCUAUUGUUUACGGAGCCGUGGUGGACUCAGCCUGUCUAGUUUGGGAGUAUGCUUGUGGUGAGCGAGGUGCUUGUUGGCUGUACGAUUCAAAUGACUUCAGGAUGUUCUUCCAUGGUACAACUGGUGCUCUACUAUUGUUAGGAUUUUUCGUCGAUUUAGUUGUUUGGUACAAAGCAAGAAAAAUAAGUUUCACCGAAGAACCAGACGGCACGGUUGCAACAACAGAAGAAAUGGCAAAUCUAAAAGCUAGGGAUGGUGGAGAAAGUGACUAUCUUUAAAGUCGACAUUGAUUCUUUUUCUCUCGUGAAGACAAAUACUAGUCCAAAAAUAGAAAGGUAUCCCCCCGCUUAUUUCUCUGGUUAGAUUGGUCCGCAAACCAUUACAAGAUUAAUUGUUCAGUACGUCACAACUAAAAUUGAUUCAAUCAUUUUUAGUUCAAUUUACCGCUCAUGCCAAUCUCAAAAGAAAAAAAAAACUAUUUACACAGCGUUGGGAUCACAUAUUAAAAAAGUACUCGUUAUAUUUUUACUUGAUACUAUAUAAUUAUACAAAUGAAAACUAAGAGAAUACGCUUAGAACGAAAUAGGAAUGAAUGCGACAAAAUGCCAUAAAUUGUAGAGGUGUUUAGCUUAUAUAAUAAUAUAGUUUGUAAAAUUGUCAAAAUUUCAAUUUUAAGCGCAAUUGAGACAAUUGUAAAAUUGAGACGUUAAUCAGAAUAAAUUUUUUUCUGAUUCACUAUAUUAUGUGGAAAAUGAAACCCAGUGGUCUUUAGUCAAUGCUCUCGAAUGACCAUUUUUUUAAUUAAAUAAAUUAAUAUUAUUUCUAUUAUGUAUUCUGAAAUAUGUAAAUUCUGAAAUCAGAAUACACAAUUGGGAGGAAGUAAAGACUUGAUAGGAAAUGUGAUUGCUGUAAUGUAUUUUUUAAUUAUAGAGAAAAGGCAAUUUGCAUGCAUGAAAAAAAAAAUAAUAAAUUGUCCAUUUAAUUAAUAUGCAAUAAGGAAAAUUUGAGUUUGGUGCCUGUAUUGCGCAUAUUGAGCCGUGAAUUUUGCAUUGAUUUUAAAAAGCAAUAAGUGAAUCAAACAAUAUAUAUAUAAAUAUAUUUGAAAAAAAAACAUUUAAAACACUAUAAAUAGGUAAUUUUUAAGAAAGUGAACAAUUUCGUCGAUAUUGACAUUUAUUAUAUAGAUUUUUCUGUAUCCGAUAUCGAUAGAGAGAAAAACAAAUCAUUCCUUGAUGAAAAGAAAAGAAUUAUUCUGUAUAUACAAUAAAAAAAAAUAAUUUGUACAUAGAAAAAUAUCUUCAGAGGACGUAGCUCUCUUUGGGAGCGCCAGUCAAAAAUAGAUUGUUAUAUUACAGUGAAGAAUAGUCAAGUCUGUUCUUCAAAUUUAUUGUGAUCCAGAUUAAUUACUCUGUUUAGAAUCUAACUUUUAAUUAUUUAAUCUAUGUUGUUUUCUGGUCUUAUGUUGCGAUGUUAUUUUUUCCCACUUUGACUAGUUGAAACGACUUUAUUUAGUAGUAAGCUACUGUUACUAGCACUAGUUACUAGUAGUACUAUUACUAGUUACUAGCAGUACUAGUAGUUACUAGUAUUUCUAGUACUAGUAGUUACUAGUAUUACUAGUACUAGUAGUUACUAGUAUUACUAGUACUAGUAUUUCUAGUACUAGUAGUUACUAGUAGUACUAGUUACUGGUAGCACUAGUAACUAGUACUAGUACUAGCAGUUACUAGUAACUAGUACUAGUGCUACCAGUAACUAGUACUACUAGUAAUUCGGAAGUACUUUGUAUGUGUACUUCUUUAGUUGAUAAUGUUUUUUUGUUUUCAUUGAUCGAUUAUUGUAAACAUCACAUUGCGAACUACCAGGGCCGUGAUUAUAAUUUUAAUGAUAGAUUAUGAGCCAAUGGCGUAAUUAGGAGGACGCUCGAAAAUUAUCGAUAGAUUUUCUCAUUUUAUUUAUUCUUUUUUUUAUAAUUUUUUCUGAAUGAUUUGAUUAUUAUUUUUGACUUUUUUAAUUUGAAUUUAAAAUAAUGUCUUCAGUUGACUUUUCGCUUCUGAAUUAGUAAAUUUUACUAAUAAAUUAGUAGAAAUAACUACUUAUUAGAAAAAUAAAAUUCAAAAGCAAAUUUAAUUAAUCAUUAAUUGUAAAUAACUGCGACAAUAUUUAGUGGAAGCAUUUUAAUGAAUUUCAAUUGAAAGAUAUAAAUUUAGAAUUCAGUUGAAGAAUUUAGUGAAAAAUUAAGCGACCUCUUGAUUAUAAGUCGAUAUCUAUAUCCAGGAAUGAAUUAUAAUUUGGUAUUGGAAUUAUAUUAUAUCGAUAGUAAUGAAACUACCUCUUAUCCGUCAUCGUCUCAUUUUCUCAUUUAUUAAAAAUUUUAAACUGUAGAGAUUUUUUUUCCAUCUCGAAAUAUAUUUUCGUCCAGUAAAAUUUCUUUUUUUUCGCGAAAAUU
Molecule: messenger RNA, 5779 nt
Organism: Leptopilina heterotoma
Lineage: Eukaryota; Metazoa; Arthropoda; Insecta; Hymenoptera; Figitidae
Gene: Oatp74D
Product: solute carrier organic anion transporter family member 74D
Exons: 12
Coding region: 1434-3608 (724 amino acids)
Biological process (GO): sodium-independent organic anion transport; transmembrane transport
Cellular component (GO): membrane
Molecular function (GO): protein binding
Source: RefSeq, a predicted model, not a curated record